UCCAGUGAGAGCAAGCUCUGCGGCCAGGCACUGCCAGAGCAGUUGGGAAGGAAAAGCAGGAACUGUCUGAUUUUGCUGCCCAUUCACCCACUGACCAAGUUUCAAGAGCCACAAGCACCUGGGAUCAGAAAAAACCUUGAGAAUGACAAGGAAGAUCUUCACCAACACCAGGGAGCGAUGGAGGCAGCAAAAUGUCAACAGUGCCUUUGCCAAGCUGCGGAAACUCAUUCCCACCCACCCACCAGACAAAAAACUGAGCAAGAAUGAGACGCUUCGGUUAGCUAUGAGAUACAUCAACUUCCUGGUCAAGGUCCUGGGAGAGCCAGGCCUGCAGCAGACAGCAGUGGCAGCACAUGGCAGCAUUCUGGGGUUCUUCCAGCAAGUCCCAUGCUUGCAAAGCAUGGAGGAGCUGACUCUGAUUGAAAACUGUGGUGUCUCCUCUCCUGACAUGAGCAGCAAUACAGCAGAGUGUUGGUCAGAGACAUCAUCUCCCUAG
Messenger RNA from Chaetura pelagica (chimney swift), 496 nucleotides. It is a transcript of the gene TAL2, whose product is annotated as T-cell acute lymphocytic leukemia 2. The coding region runs from base 143 to 496 and encodes 117 amino acids. Gene Ontology annotation, biological process: regulation of transcription by RNA polymerase II. The record is from RefSeq and is a predicted model, not a curated record. Gene Ontology annotation, molecular function: DNA-binding transcription factor activity, RNA polymerase II-specific; protein dimerization activity; RNA polymerase II cis-regulatory region sequence-specific DNA binding. The transcript has 2 exons. NCBI's taxonomy places the organism in Eukaryota, Metazoa, Chordata, Aves, Apodiformes, Apodidae.